Messenger RNA from Naegleria fowleri, 363 nucleotides. RefSeq lists its product as uncharacterized. The record is from RefSeq and is a predicted model, not a curated record. The coding region runs from base 1 to 363 and encodes 120 amino acids. NCBI's taxonomy places the organism in Eukaryota, Heterolobosea, Eutetramitea, Acrasida, Naegleriidae. The transcript has a single exon.
AUGCCCGCUAUAUCUGGGACGAGCAAUAAGGAUAGAUUGAUGCAGAUGAUAAUGGAUAAUUUCAAUACGUUAUAUAUGAAAGAUAUAGAAUUGCAGGCUUCCCAAUUGACAAUUACAAAUUUGAAACAUCUAAAUAGCUCCCUUGUUCAAAAGCUGAAAGAUGAAAAAGACAAGGUAUCUAAAAUAUCUAAGAUUGUUGCCAAACUUGAGUCCGAGCAUACGCUGCUAAAAUCUGAGAAUAAGACCCUUAAACAACAAAUUGAAAACUUAGAAUCUGAGAACAAGACUCUUAAAGAUAAACUUGAUAAUGUUGAAGAAUAUGAGACCGGAGAACAUUUUCAAAAUAAUUUUCAAACCAAAUGA